Penicillium arizonense is the source of this 2496-nucleotide messenger RNA. RefSeq lists its product as uncharacterized. The record is from RefSeq and is a predicted model, not a curated record. Gene Ontology annotation, molecular function: protein binding. The transcript has 3 exons. Bases 1 to 2496 code for a protein of 831 amino acids. NCBI's taxonomy places the organism in Eukaryota, Fungi, Ascomycota, Eurotiomycetes, Eurotiales, Aspergillaceae.
AUGGCCGAUCCCCUGUCCAUCGCAUCAGGGAUUGCGGGUUUGCUCUCACUUGGUAUUCAAGUCACCCAAUCUUUGGCCAAUUUCUACAUUGCAUACAAGGACCAGGACAACAACUUGGCAAAGAUUACGCAGAAUCUCAAGAAUAUUCAGGGCAUCUUUCGAUGCCUUCACGUUGCAGUGCAGGAUCACCGAUCCAAGGCUGACGCACAAGAGAUACUCAAGGAAGCUGGACAGGCAACGCAUAAGUGUGAAGAAAUUAUCAAAGAGCUGGAUAUGGAAUGCCGAAAAAUUCAGAAAGAUCUGGCCCCCGGCUUCAAGGGUCGCAUCCAAGUUGCUGGCCGUCGCGCGGCCUACCCAUUUAGAAAAAGCACCUUACAGAAGCUUGAAGAAGACAUUGGCGAGAUACGUGCAAACUUGUCGUUCGCACUAGAUGUCCUACAGCUCAAAUGCCAUGACCAAAUACAAGAUGAUAUAUUGGAACUUAAAACUCUUCUUGAGCGAACAAACGCCAGUCAGGUCUCUUCCACGAUUCGUGCCUGGCUGAUGGCACCAGAUGCAUCUCUCAAUCACAACGCUGCAUGUGCGAAACGUCAUCAAGAUACGGGACUAUGUUUCAGAUAUGUCGAAUGUCAGUUCAACGCUAUCAGACGGGCGCGAAACCGGAAUCAGUUGGAUGAAUGUCUGCGGGCUUUGCCCCGCGAUUUGGAUGAAACGUAUGAACGAGUCUUGUGCAGUAUUGACAAAGAGUACAUUGACGACGUGCGGCGAGUUUUGACUGUGCUUUGCUUUUCUGCUCGGCCACUCACGGUCAACGAGCUGAUUGAGGCCCAUGCUGUUGAUUUAAACGAGCCACCACAUCUAGAUCGUGAUGGUCGUUCGUACGGGCAAGAUGAUCUUGCCGACAUUUGCCUUGGUCUUAUCGAGUUCGCGGCCACGGAAGAUGACAACGGACAAAACUCCUUGAUUGCUCGCAUAGCGCAUUUCUCCGUUCAGGAGUACCUACAGUCAGAUCGCAUACUUCAACAAAAUUCAAGGAGAUUCGCCAUGCGAAGUGCGCCUGCGAACACCGAACUAGCCCACAUAUGUCUUGUCUAUUUAUUAGAACCCGGUUUCUCUGUGGAGGUCUUAAGCAAGAGAAAGCUCAAAGAGUACCCACUUGCUCAAUAUGCCGCCGGACAUUGGUUCCAUCAUUAUGCAAUCUCGGAAGAAGGGAAGCCUAGAAUCGAGAAAUUGGUGGUAAGGCUGUUCACUGGGAAGAUAAAGCCUUUCGCUACGUGGAUACGCUUACAUGACAUGGACCGUCCGUGGAACAAAAAAGUGGAUUAUGAUCGCCCUGCUACUGAUAUAGCAUCACCACUGUACUACGCAGCCAGGUUGGGAUUAGAAUCCGUUUUGAAGAGUAUCUUAGCUACUGGGACUGAAGGUUUAUCGGUCUCAGUGAAUGCUCAAGGUGGACGGCUCAGCAAUGCGCUCCAGGCUGCAUCAAUCAACGGUCAUGAAAAGGUGGUACAAAUACUGUUGGAUCAAGGUGCCGAUGUAAAUGUCCAAGCUGGAGAUUAUGGCAGUGCACUGCAGGCCGCAUCAUCCGGAGGCCAUGAGAAGGUGGUGCAGAUGCUGUUGGAUCGAGGUGCCGAUAUCAACGCCCAAGGUGGUCAUUUUGACAAUGCACUACAGGCCGCAUCGACCAACGGCCAUGGAAAAGUAGUGCAGAUGCUGCUGGAUCGCGGUGCCGAUGUGAACGCCGAAGGUGGUGACUAUGGCUAUGCACUGCAAGCCGCAUCAUCUGGAGGGCACGAGAGUGUAGUGCAGAUACUGCUGGAUCGAGGUGCUGACGUUAACGCAUCAGGAGGGCAUUUUGGCGAUGCACUCCAGGCCGCAUCAUCCGGAGGCCAUGAAAGGGUGGUGCAGAUGCUGCUGGACCGAGGUGCUGACGUCGGCGUACAAAGGGGACAAUAUGGCAAUGCAGUUCAGGCCGCGUCGUUUGGUGGCCAUGAGCAGGUGGUGCAGAUGCUGCUGGAUCGAGGUGCCGAUGUGAAUGCCCAUAGUGGUGUCUUUGGCUAUGCACUACAAUCUGCAUCAUCCGGCGGCCAUGGAAAGACGGUGGAGAUACUGCUAGACCGGGGCGCCGAUAUCGAUGCUCAAGGUGGACAAUACGGCAAUGCACUUCAGGCCGCAUCAUGUAGUGGCCACGAGAAGGUGGUGCAGGUGCUGCUAGAGCGAGGUGCUGAUAUGAACGUGCAAGGUGGACAUUUUGACAAUGCACUCUAUGCCGCCUCAAUUAAUGGCCAUGACAAGGUGGUGCAGAUACUGCUAAAUCAAGGUGCUGAUGCCAAUGCCCAAGGGGGAUUCUUCGGCAAUGCAUUUCAGGCCGCCUCAUUUAACGGCCAUGAUAAGGUGGUGCAGAUGCUGCUGGAGAGAGGCGUUGAUGCUAACGCUCAAGGUGGAUAUUUUGAAGACGCAUUCCACGCCGCCUCAUUCAACGGCCAUAGUGGAUAG